AUGAAUAAUGACGCAUACCACGAAGUAACCGCCAUUAAAACUUCGAUAAGCAUUGAGACGAGUGCGACUGAAGCGGGCAACAGAUUUGCCCAGCUUUAUAACGCUACUUUAAGCACUAAACCUAAGAACGCGUGCUUAUUUUAUGACGAGUUCUGUGAUUACAGAACGAUAUACGAAGACGGCACCUGCGUCAUAGCUAAGAACUGGAAAGAAAUUAAUAGUACUCUGUUAAGUUCAACGAACCUAUCAGAUAUUUUCUUCAGAUCGAUUACUUCGGAACCCCGUGAUGGUUCGUUGGACAAGCUGCUAAUUACGGUGACUGGUGCACGUUUCAAGCAUGUAUUUAUCGCGAAUCGCCGUCCGAAACAGGGACUACGUUACGCUAUAGUGAGGUCUGUGAAGCAAUAUAUUCCUCUUAACCAACCAACACAGGUAACAACAUUCAAUGUGGGUGACAGUAUUGCCGAGAAUACUAACGAUCACGAGUCAGAACAAAAGAAUCAAGAAAACAUUUCAGAUGGUAUCGUCAAUUACGUUCAUCCUUCUCGUAAUGCCGUUAUGAAUAACAAUCAAAGUACUAUUACAACCGUGAAAAACCUACCGAAGACUAUUCUAAAACAAGUAACCGGUUCUACCGAAAUUGCCACCACAACCAAACUUUCUCUUGAUACCAUGAAUAAUGACGCAUACCACGAAAUAACCGCCAUUAAAACUUCGAUAAGCUUUGGGACGAGUGCGACUGAAGCAGGCAACAGAUUUGCCCAGCUAUAUAACGCUACUUUAAGCACUAAGCCUAAAAACGCGUACUUAUUUUAUGACGAGUUCUGUGACUACAGAACGAUAUACGAAGACGGCACCUGCGUCAUAGCUAAGAACUGGAAAGAAAUUAAUAGUACUCUGUUAAGUUCUACAAACUUAUCUGAUAUUUUCUUCAGAUCGAUUACUUCGGAACCCCGUGAUGGUUCGUUGGACAAACUGCUAAUUACAGUGACUGGUGCACGUUUCAAGCAUGUAUUUAUCGCGAAUCGCCGUCCGAAACGGGGACUACGUUACGCUAUAGUGAGGUCUAUGAAGCAAUAUUUCCCUACAGACCACCCGACGCAGGUUAAAGCUUUCGCUGCGGGUGACAAUAUUGCUCAGAAUACUUACAAUCAAGAAACGGCAGGAAAGAAACAAGGAAACAUUUCGGAUGAUAUUACCGAAUACAAGAAACCUUCUUUUAAUGCCGUUAAUAUCAACACUUAUAAUGCUAUUACAACCGUCGAAAACUCACCGAAGGGUAUUUUAAAACGUGUAACCAGAUCUACCGAAAUAGCUUCCACUUCAAAUCCAACUCAUGAUACCGUGAUUAAUGACGCAAAUCGCGAAAUAACAGUCAAAAACCCACCGAAGGGUAUUUUAAAUCGUGUAUCCAGUUCUACCGAAAUCGCUACCACUUCCAGACCGGCUCGUGAUACCGUUAAUAAUGACGCGAAGCAGGAAAUAACCGCAAAUAACAAUUCGAAUGAUGUUAUGACGAGUGCGACUGAGGUAGGCUUUAAAUUUGCCCAGCGAUAUUAUGCCACUUUAAGCACUAAAAAGGAUCUUGCGUACUUGUUUUAUGAAGAGCACGGUGAAUAUCAAACGAUAUACGAAGAUGGCACAUCCGUCCUAGCUAAGAACUGGGAAGAAAUAAAUAGCGUUAUUUGGAGUCCUGUAACAUUUUCUGAUAUAUUUGUCAGAUCGAUUACAACGGAAUUUUAUGGUGAAUCGUUGGAAAACCUCUUAAUUACGGUAAUCGGUAUACGGUUCAAGCAUAUAUUUUUCGCAGAUUACCGUCCAAAUCGGGAACUAAAUUACGUCAUAGUGAAGUCCGUGAAGCAAUAUUUCCCUGCAGACCACCCGACUCAGGUUAAAACUUUCGCUGCGGGUGACAAUAUUGCUCAGAAUACUGACAAUCAAGAGACGGCAGGCAAGAAACAAAGAUACAUUUCGGAUGUUAUUGCCGAAAACAAGAAACCUUCUUUUAAUGCCGUUAAUAUUAACACUUAUAAUGCUAUUACAACCGUCAAAACCCCACCGAAGGGUAUUUUAAAACGUGUAACCAGAUCUACCGAAAUAGCUUCCACUUCAAAACCGUCUCGUGAUACCGUUAAUAAUGACGCAAAUCGCGAAAUAACAGUCAAAAACCCACCGAAGGGUAUUUUAAAACGUGUAACCAGAUCUACCGAAAUAGCUUCCACUUCAAAACCAUCUUCUGAUACCGUGAUUAAUAACGCAAAUCGCGAAAUAACAGUCAAAAACCCACCGAAGGGUAUUUUAAAACGUGUAACCAGAUCUACCGAAAUCGCUACCACUUCCAAACCGUCUCGUGAUACCGUUAUUAAUGACACAAAUCACGAAAUAACCGCAAAUAACAAUUCGAUUGGUGUUAUGAUGAGUGCGACUGAGGCAGGCUUCAAUUUCGCCCAGCGUUAUUACGCUACCCUAAACACCGAAAAGGAUCUCACGUACUUAUAUUAUGAAGAGCUCGGUGACUACCGAACCAUUUACGAAGAUGGCACGUCCGUCCUAGCUAAGAACUGGAAAGAAAUAAAUAGUGUUAUUUUGAGUCCUUCGACAUUUUCUGAUAUAAUCGUCACAUCGAUUACCUCAGAACCCUAUGGUGGAUCGUUGGAACACCUGCUAAUUACGGUGACUGGUAUACGGUUCAAGCAUGUUUUCAUCGCGCAUUACCGACCGAAUCGGGAACUUUUUUACGUCAUAGUGAAUUCUGUGAUGCAAUAUUUCCCAGCAGACCACCUGAUGCAGAUAGAAAAUUCCACUGCUGGUGACGUUUAUGCUGACAAUACUAACAUUCACGAGCCAGUAUAA
This is a messenger RNA of Cinara cedri, 2853 nucleotides long. Lineage: Eukaryota; Metazoa; Arthropoda; Insecta; Hemiptera; Aphididae. The record is from the annotation of a GenBank genome assembly.